GAGAGACGGCGACGCUCUCCUUGACCCACGUCAGAUAUUCAUUUGCCAUAUACAUUACCCUCGGCCGCUUCCGAUCUCUGUUCCUUCCAUUUGUUUUCUUUUUUCACAAUCCGGUCGAUAUGGCGGCAUCCUGCCACCGAAUCUCCACCGGCAACGCCUUAUCAGCUGAUGCAAAUUCGCAUAUACAAACAAAGCGGAACCGACGACUAUCCUCUGAAUCACAAUUCCUCUCUACUCCAAAUCAAUGGCAAAGAGGCGGUAUCGUUCUGACAACGAGUAGGCGACGAUGGCUGAUUGAAGCGGUGCCACCGGUGGAACGAUUUGAAGACGACGGAGGAGAGGAGAAGAGGAAAUUAAUAAGUACGGUUUGCUCGUACGCUUUACAGGACAAACAGGACGUUGUCGGAGACGAGGAUGAGGAGACGGUCGAAAACGUAGAUCGAGAUUGGAGGCGGAGGAGGACGGAGGUUGCUGUGGCGGCGAUUGUUACAAUGGCGCUAGGAGUAGGGAAUCGAGUCCUGUAUAAGCUCGCUUUGGUUCCAUUGAAGAAGUACCCGUUCUUCUUAGCUCAGCUCGCCACUUUCGGAUAUGUGGCAGUGUACUUCUCCAUCUUACAUUUCCGAUACCGAGCUGGCAUUGUUACAGAUGAAAUGCUUUCCAUGCCAAAAGCUCCUCUUCUUGUUGUUGGUCUCUUAGAAGCUCUUGGUGCUGUUUGUGGAAUGGCAGCCGGAGCCGUACUUUCAGGAGCAGCGAUUCCAAUUUUAUCACAGAGCUUUCUCGUUUGGCAAAUCAUCUUGUCAUAUAUUUUUCUUAAAAGGAGAUACAAAUUCAAUCAGUUAUUCGGAUGCUUUCUUGUUGCCCUCGGUGUCGUUAUUACAGUUGCCAGUGGAUCUAGUGCUGGUUCAUUAAUGGAAGCCGGUAUAUUUUGGAGUCUUUUAAUGAUCGUUUCCUUUUUAUUUCAAGCUGGUGACACCAUUCUAAAGGAAGUCAUUUUCUUGGAUGCGACUAAAAAGUUAAAGGGAGGCUCUGUGGAUCUAUUUGUUUUAAAUUCAUAUGGAUCUGCAUUCCAGGCGCUUUUUAUUUGCCUUCUCCUACCAUUGUUGUCAAGGUUAUGGGGUAUCCCUUUUCAUCAACUCCCAAACUAUCUUUCAGAUGGAGCAGCUUGCUUUCUAAACAUUGGCACUGUAUCAAGUGGAUGUGAGGGAGCUCCAUUGUUACCAUUGCUGUUUUGUAUAGUGAAUAUGGGGUACAACAUAUCGUUGUUGCAUCUAAUAAAAAUCUCAUCUGCUGUUGUAUCUUCUCUUGCUUCAACAGUUUCUGUUCCAAUAUCUGUGUUUUUGUUCACGUUGCCAUUACCAUAUUUGGGGGUGGCGUCUUCUCUCCCACCAGGGUUUAUAGGAGGUGCAGUGGUGCUUGUGAUGGGGAUGUUGAUUUAUGCAUGGACACCAUCCACACGUGCUCCAAUUCCAUCACCUUUCACUAGCACGUGAUCAUUAUUACAAAGUUUGUAGUAUAGAAAUUGGUAGAUUGUUGUUGUUGUUGUUGUCGACAUAAAUUGGUCAAUUAAAGUUUUGGCUUUUUGAUUACCUAUUUCUCUAUAAAUGAAAUUGAAAAAAAAAAAUUGCUCGUUAAAACUAUAUUUCCUUUUAUAAAGCCAAAAACAUGCAUAAAUGAAAGUGACUAAGCAUGGUAUUGGCACAAUAGGAUAUGUGAUAUUGAAAUAUGUUAGUUUGUUUAAUUAAUUGGAAAUGUAAGAAAGUAAAAGAUAGAAGUUGAUGG
This is a messenger RNA of Lactuca saligna, 1779 nucleotides long. Lineage: Eukaryota; Viridiplantae; Streptophyta; Magnoliopsida; Asterales; Asteraceae. The record is from the annotation of a GenBank genome assembly.